Messenger RNA from Cooperia oncophora, 300 nucleotides. The record is from the annotation of a GenBank genome assembly. NCBI's taxonomy places the organism in Eukaryota, Metazoa, Nematoda, Chromadorea, Rhabditida, Trichostrongylidae.
AUGCAUCGGCGUCAAGAUAGAGAGAAAGUCGGUCAUGGGUUUUCUGGUGUCAUCUAUUCUCACUCGCUUUAUGGCCGGGCACCGUAUAACGCUAGCAGGAAUUGUUUUAUGAUGCUGAUUGUACCGUUGGGUUAUCGUAUACGACUGAAAGUUCUGGAGUUCGAUGUCAACGGUAAUAAUUCUUCGUGCGAAAAGGACACUCUGCAUGUCUUCGACCAUGAGACCUCGAUUGACCCGUCUACUGCGCACUCGAAAACGAGUGUAACAACCACGCCGGGACCAAUAAUUGGUGAGCGAUGA